This is a messenger RNA of Emericellopsis cladophorae, 801 nucleotides long. RefSeq lists its product as uncharacterized. NCBI's taxonomy places the organism in Eukaryota, Fungi, Ascomycota, Sordariomycetes, Hypocreales, Bionectriaceae. The coding region runs from base 1 to 801 and encodes 266 amino acids. The record is from RefSeq and is a predicted model, not a curated record. The transcript is spliced from 3 exons.
AUGGCCACCAAUGCGCAUCAGUCGGACCUCAUCGUCAAUCACCGACCCUUUGACGAGUCAGAUUACAGUGGUCUACAAGUCGCACCCGAUACAUUCAAUGCUCAGGACCAUGCCGCGUCGGCUCCCGAGGCAUAUGAUCCGAGCGCUGUUGACUCUAAGGGACGAUUCCUCGGCACAAUUGCCACGCAGCACGAGAAACAUUCGGGGAAAUCCCCGGGGUUCACGCAUGCCCAGUCGGCGACGUCACCACACUAUGCCGGUCUCGAGGCCGUGCAUCCAGAUUCAGGAGGCGGUGACGGCGAAAAGGGUCUUUCAGCGGAGACUGAAACGGUGUUCAUCAUCGCUGCCGUUCUGAUCAGUCUCGUCAUCAUUGGCGUCGGCGUCGGAGUGGGACUUGGUCUUGGGUUGAAGGGCAACGGCACUAGUCCCGACGCCGACUCCACGGCCGAUUCCACGGCCGAUUCCGACAGCUCCGGCAUUUGCCCCAAGUAUGACGGCAAAUCUGAAUCAUUCUUUGAUACCGACGACGACUUGUCAUGGGAGAGAUAUUAUACAAUUGAAUGUGGGCUAGACGCUGCUGUUGCCUCCACCUCACGGGUCUUAUGGCCCGGGAACUCGUCAUUUGUCACCGCCGACUUCAAGGCUUGUAUCUUCAAGUGUGACCAGCAAUCGGGCUGCUUUCUGUUUUCUUACAAUUUCCCCGAUCAUAACUGCACUAUGCUGAAAGCCGAUCUGGUCGAUGAUGCCUUCGACAUUGAGAACUGGGCUUCUGAUCCAGAAGUAGCAAGCGGCUGGACUUGA